Prosopis cineraria is the source of this 1556-nucleotide messenger RNA. RefSeq names its product heptahelical transmembrane protein 1. The record is from RefSeq and is a predicted model, not a curated record. Gene Ontology annotation, cellular component: membrane. The coding region runs from base 189 to 1331 and encodes 380 amino acids. Gene Ontology annotation, biological process: response to hormone. The transcript is spliced from 4 exons. Gene Ontology annotation, molecular function: signaling receptor activity. NCBI's taxonomy places the organism in Eukaryota, Viridiplantae, Streptophyta, Magnoliopsida, Fabales, Fabaceae.
CACGUAACGAGCCCGCCAGAAUUGUAGAGCCUACACCUCCUUCGCCUUUCGUAUUCAUAGUCGCGAGCCUUCUUUAAUGCUCUGCCUGGUCCGUUGUACCUCCUCCAUUACUCCAUCCAAGCUCAAAAACCCACGAAUUCAAAGACAGCAAGGCCAUUGACAGAGAAAGAGAUUACAGGGAGAGAAAUAUGAGCUGUGUUGAGGCGAGGGCUGUGUUGAAGAGGAAAGGAAGAGAAACAAUGGAGGAAACCCACCUGCAGGCUUUGUCUUUCUCUCCCACCAAGGAACCUGGAACGAGGAAGAAGACAACUCACGGUCAGGAGGAGAUCAGAAACGUCGUCGUUAACCCUAAACGCUGCUCUCUUCUGUCGUUUUGGGAGCUGCCGGAGUACAUGAAAGACAACGAGUAUAUUCUCCAUUAUUACAGAGCCAAUUGGCCUCUCAAACAAGCUCUUCUCAGCGUCUUCCGUUGGCACAACGAAACUCUCAAUGUCUGGACGCACUUGAUUGGUUUUUUUCUGUUUUUGGGAUUGACUCUAGCGAACUUGAUGCAGCCUCAAGUGUCGGAUCUUUUAGGCCUAUUUACCAGGUCACUUGCUUCAAGCGCGGACAAGAAUGUUUCCCAUAACUUCAAAGACCUGUUCCUGGGAACACCAUUACCGAUGGAUUUAAACCAUCAAGCACCUUUGAAAAUGGAAGUUCAAUCCUCAGAUUUGGGACCUGCUAGAUGGCCAUUCUUUGUUUUCUUAGGUGGCUCUAUGUUCUGCCUUCUCUCAAGCAGCAUAUGCCACCUCUUUUCCUGUCACUCCCAUACCUUAAACCUGUUCCUUUUAAGAAUAGACUAUGUCGGUAUCACUGUAAUGAUCAUCACCUCCUUUUUCCCUCAAAUCUACUAUGUCUUCCUGUGUGAUCCUCUCUGGCAAUUCAUCUACCUUGGAGGGAUCACAGCCAUGGGAUUUUUCACCAUUGUUACAAUGCUUUCACCGGCUCUAACGACCAGCAAAUACCGAGCUUUCCGAGCCAUGUUGUUCUGUUCCAUGGGACUUUUUGGCAUCAUCCCUGCAAUUCAUGCUUGUAUUGUGAACUGGGGCAGUCCUACGAGGAAUGUCACACUUGCAUAUGAAUGUACCAUGGCCUUGUCGUACCUAACGGGGACUAUGUUCUAUGUUAGCAGAAUACCAGAAAGAUGGAAGCCUGGGUGGUUUGAUCUUGCUGGCCAUAGUCAUCAGAUAUUUCACGUUUUUGUUGUGUUUGGUGCUUUGGCACAUUAUGCAGCUACUCUUAAAUUGUUGGAUUGGCGUGUCACUUUUGGGUGUGGGAAGAUUCAAUGAUUUGUGUGAUAUUUUUGGGUACAUAUGAAGAAUAUGUAUCAAGUUGGAUGGUUUUUCUUGAGACAGUGAAAAAUCUUUCUGGGAAAUCUUUGUGAAAGUAAAGGCGAUUCUGUUGAGUUAACAUACUAUUAUUAUUCAUUUAAUUUGUAGAAUUUUCUGUAACUGUGAGAUAGUGUUAUACAAGUGCGAAGAUAUUAUGAUCUAAAUAGAAGUUGUUUAUCAAAA